AUGGUGGAGGUCUUAGCAGCUUCCUAUAGUGCUCUGAAAUUGGAGAAUGAAAUUCUGCAGGCCCAAGUGCAGAGGCUGAUGGAAGAAAAUGCUGCCCUGCAGGCCCAUCCCGAGUUCCAAAAGCCCCGAGCAUCCAAGGAGGAUGAACCACUCCAAAAACCCUCAGAGGCUCAGGAUCCCUCCAAAUCCCCAGAGCCCGUGGAUCCCCUGGAGUUUGAAGAGCCCCAGAAGCUCAGAGAGCCCCAGGAGCUCUCAGCUUUGGGGCCUCCAGCAGCCCAGGAGCCCCAGGUGACCUCAAUGGCCCAGGAGACCCAGAAGUCCUUGGAGCCCCAAGCAGCCCCAGAGUUUCUGGAGCUCCCAGCGACCCAGGAGCCCCAGAAGCCCCCAGUGGCCCAGGAGGCUAACAAGCCCCCAGAAAUCAAGGAGGGCCAGAAAUCCCCUGAUACCCAAGGGCCCCAGAAUUCAGAGCUCCAGGAUCCCCCAAAUACCCAGGAGCUCCAGGAGGCACCAGAAUGCCAGGAGACCUCAACACACUUGGAGCCCCUUAAGCUUCUAGCUAUCCAGGAAGCUCCGGAGUCUCGAGUUCCCCAGGAGUCCUUGGAUCCUUCAGAUGCCCAGGAGUUCCUAGAGCUCUCAGCACCCCAAGAGUCCCUGGAAGGCCUAAUAGCUUUUGAGACAUCAGCAGCUUCAGAGUUCCCACAGUUUCCCAGUGGGUUGGAGACUGAAACUUUCCCCUUAGAAUACCCUUUAGCCUUCAAUGGGGAUGCCCAGAAGUUUCCUGAACUCCUGGUUCAAUUGAAUAGUUACAUGAGAGUCAGUGGGUACCUGUAUCCCACUGAAGCAGCCUUGGUGAGCUUUGUUGGCAAUCGCUUCUCAGGUGAGGCAGGAAGAUGGUUCCAGCCCUUAGUAGCUACAUAAAGCCCCCUGCUGGAGCGAUUUGAAAGUUUCAUACAAGUGCUUCAGGAUACUUUUGACAAUCCAGAAAAUACGGAAGAUGCCAACCACUACAUCCAUCAGCUCUGCCAAGGAGAGGACCAGGUCCACCAGUAUGUGACUCACUUCCACUUCAUUGCUCAAGAGCUAAACUGGGAUGAAAGCACUUUCUGCAUCCAAUUUCAGGAAGGGUUUGCCAGUUCUAUCCGAGAUGAACUGUCUUACACAAACCCAGCUACCAAACUAUCCGAUCUGAUCACCCAGUGCAUCAGCCUAGAAAAGAACCUAAGUAGUAAGCCUGAUCCAAAUCCACAAGGGGCAAGUCCCUCUAAGGAGCGAGCUGGGCCUGUGGGUUUUCCAGCUGAAAAACAGCCUCUGCAGGCUGCAAGCAAUUGCCCACACCUCAGUGAAGCUGAAUGGGCCUGCCGUCAUGAAGGCCAUUUGUGCCUCUACUGUGGUCAUCCUGGCCAUUUUGCCAGAGAUUGUCCUGUGAAGCCUCAUCGCGCCCAGCAGGUGGAAAACAUCGAGGCCCGGCGGUAA
Messenger RNA from Pteropus alecto (black flying fox), 1473 nucleotides. It is a transcript of the gene RTL3, whose product is annotated as retrotransposon Gag like 3. Gene Ontology annotation, molecular function: zinc ion binding; nucleic acid binding. The record is from RefSeq and is a predicted model, not a curated record. NCBI's taxonomy places the organism in Eukaryota, Metazoa, Chordata, Mammalia, Chiroptera, Pteropodidae.